Histoplasma capsulatum G186AR is the source of this 1624-nucleotide messenger RNA. RefSeq lists its product as uncharacterized. Lineage: Eukaryota; Fungi; Ascomycota; Eurotiomycetes; Onygenales; Ajellomycetaceae. Bases 143 to 1624 code for a protein of 493 amino acids. The transcript is spliced from 8 exons. The record is from RefSeq and is a predicted model, not a curated record.
AACGAUAAUAAAUAGCUUGAAAACCCUCCUCCUUGGACUAAUACGUGUACCCAUCCGUUGUGACAUAUACUUACUAUUAUGUGUGCUCUAUUAACGAUAUUGUAGAAACUAUCCACACAGAAAGCCGAAUUCUCCAGCCAAUAUGCCCAGACGUUCCUCCCGACUCGACCUCCGAUCAGCGGCUGCCGAACAACAAAAGAAACGAGCCUCUGACAACUCGUUUUCCACCCCAGAAGCAACCAGAAAGUCAAAACGACACAAACUAGCUAAAGAUAAACACUCAAUCAAAACGAAACCCGCCAAAUCGACUGAGGAAAAGAGCAGAUACUUCAGGAACCAACCCCUGGGAAGCCUGGAUGCGGAGACCACAGAACUCUCAGGGAUAUCUUCUACUACACCAUCUGCUUACGAAGAGGGCGGCGAGAACUCCCUUUCUGUACCAUCAGCUACAGAUGAAUCCGAAUCCGAAUCCGGGUCUGGACCUGCCAAAAGGCGCGGUGGUUGGGGUUGGGCAAGCGGACGGAAGAAAGCAGCAACAACCGCACAGGGCGCUGCCAGGGUAAAAGCCGGUUCAUCUGCUAAGCCAGCAGAAAAGGGAAAGGAGCUAUGGCGGGAGGGUGUGAAAACCGGUCUAGGACCUGGGAAGGAAGUUUUCAUUAAGCUCCCCAAACCUAGGGAUGCGGGUGAUACACUCUACGAGGAUCAUACAAUUCAUCCGAAUACAAUGUUAUUCCUCAAGGAUUUGAAGGCAAAUAACCAGCGCGAGUGGCUGAAGAUGCAUGAUGCGGAUUUUCGGACCUCAAAACGCGACUGGGACACAUUCGUUGAAAGCCUGACGGAGAAGAUCAUUGAGAAGGAUAGCACAAUUCCAGAAUUGCCUGCUAAAGAUUUGGUGUUCCGUAUCUAUCGAGACAUUCGAUUUAGUAAUGAUCCCACUCCGUACAAACCUCAUUUCUCGGCAGCAUGGUACGCGUUUUACGAGUUGACCGCAUUUAACCGCACCGAUCUCAAUGACGGCGCAGUCAGCCAAAGAGCAGAGCUGAUAAGCUCGGGCCUCUGGCAUCCAGAAGCUGAAAAGCUCGCCCUGCUUCGCCGAGACAUUGACCAGAAUUCACUACGAAUCAAGAACGUGUUGAACGCGGUGGACGUUAGGGAGGAGAUUUUCAACGGCAUUCCGAAAACUAAAAAGGAGGCCGUUUUGGCAUUUGUCAGUCAGAACCAGGAGAGCGCGCUGAAAACUAAACCAAAAACCUUUCAUGGACCCAGAACUUCAUCCCCAACUCUUGGACCAUUGGUUGGCUCAUUGUUGUCUCGUCCUCAUAUCCAUGUUAAUCCACGGGCUGUCUUUGAUGGAAGAGAGGGUUACGAUGCUGAUAACAAGAACAUCGAUCUUCUGCGGCUCCGUAGCUUUACUAUGAGCAAGAAGCUUCAGGACAAGGACCUGUUAGGCCCGACAGCCCGUGAUCGGGUCGCACGUAUUGUUGGAAUCAUGGAACCUUUCGUCACAUAUCUAAACAGUGUUGUGAUGCCUGACCCUCCUUUAGGGGAAGAUCAUACAGACGAUGAUAUCGAUGGAGACUCCGACCAUAGUGAAUCUGGCGAAGGUGCCAACGAACCAGAGUAG